Messenger RNA from Mya arenaria, 11426 nucleotides. RefSeq lists its product as uncharacterized. NCBI's taxonomy places the organism in Eukaryota, Metazoa, Mollusca, Bivalvia, Myida, Myidae. Bases 250 to 7971 code for a protein of 2573 amino acids. The transcript is spliced from 42 exons. Gene Ontology annotation, molecular function: ATP binding; cytoskeletal motor activity. The record is from RefSeq and is a predicted model, not a curated record. Gene Ontology annotation, cellular component: myosin complex.
CGCAUGACUUACUUCAAACGUAGUUCGCUGUUUGAUCGUUGCGGUCAAAAAGAAAAGUAGUCCUUGAAGUUCGUCGUUCGUGUCUGCGAUUGCAAAUUCAGACGAUAUAAGUAAUAAAGAUUUGUGUUGGAACUAUAACUGUUAUGAAUAGAGACGAUCACAAGAAAAGAUGUCUUAGUUAGCAUUUGGAUGGCAAUAAAUGUAUAACAACUCGUCACACUCCAUGUGACUAGCACAGGAAGUGACGUCAUGGAGAUGGCAGAGAUUCUGGAUUCUGAUCUCUCUCGAUUGGACAACCUUACAGAUGAGACCAUCUUGAAGGCACUGAAGGGAAGAUAUGACAGGGAUCUGAUUUACACGAAAGUACGAGAUAUUCUUAUCGCCAUCAACCCAAGAAAACCACUCCCAAUUUAUGAAAAUGAGGUUCAUGAGACGUAUCACUGGGACCGGUUCACGGGGGAUUGUGAGCCGCAUGUGUUCCAUAUCGCCGCUUCAGCGUACAAGCGUAUGCGCGACACUGAGACGGACCAGGUCAUCAUCGUGUCUGGUGAGAGCGGAGCGGGCAAAACGGAGAGUACCAAGUACAUGGUAAAACACAUAGUACAUAUGUGCCAGAGUGGUAACAUGGAUCUACACGAGAAAAUCAUUGAGGUGAAUCCAUUGUUGGAGGCUUUUGGGAAUGCCAAAACGAUCCUGAACGAAAACUCGAGCCGGUUUGCCAAAUACCUUGACAUCACUUUCAAAGAAGAUGGACAGCUUGCAGGGGCUGUGGUUCGAGACUACAUGUUGGAGAAGUCCCGAGUAGUGUUCCAGAGCCCGGAUGAAGGCAUCUUCCACAUUUUCUACGCUCUCUUCUACGGUUGUCCUCCAGAAAAGAUGGAGGACCUGUUUCUCGCAUCAGACAUGGACCAGUUCAGGAUUAUGCGAAGUGACGCGUACGCCGUUUACAAAAAGGAUGAAUACAAGGAAAUGUACAACAAAAUCAUGCACAUCUUAGAUCUUAUCAAAGCAGACAGAGAAGUCAUGCAUAUGAUGCUAGCAGCUGUCAUCAACAUCACAGAAAUAGAGUUUGAGGAAGAUGAUAAAGGAGCUGCGACCAUUAAAGAUGCAGCUCCUUUUGUGCAUGCUUCACUUCUUCUACAGCUGGAUGAAGAGCUUUUGGGCGAGGCCCUUAUUUCAAGUAGACGGAAACUAAAAGAGGGCAUAGUGGCAAGCUACAAGACAGUGAAGCAGGCUGAGGACGGGAGAGACGCACUUGCCAAGAUCCUGUACGAGAGAAUGUUCGGAUGGCUGGUCAGGGUCGUCAACCAAAGCCUGCACCCGGAUAGACUUGGGACAAAUAUUUGUGGAAAUAUAGGAAUCCUCGAUAUUGCUGGUUUUGAAAAACUCAGGAAAAAUAGCUUCGAACAGUUGUGCAUUAACAUAGUGAACGAAAAACUCCAAAACUUCAUGAAUCGGAGGAUAUUUACGAUGGAGAUGGAAAUUUAUCAAGAUGAAAACAUUCACCUGGAUGGUAUAAGCUUCAAGAACAAUGAUGACAUCAUCGAGAUGUUUGAGCAGCCCAAAACUGGGUUGUUAGCGGUCCUAGAUGAAGUUUCCAACUUCAAGCAAGGGUCGGACCAGGCGUUUGCUCUUCAAAUCAAGAAGGCUUUUAAAGAACAUCCAAACUUCGUGAACCAAGGCGUAGAAACAAUGUUUGGAAUCAGCCACUUCGCUGCUAUGGUCCCCUACGACGCUGAAGGCUUUAUGGAGAAAAACAGAGAUCGCCUCAAUCCUGAACUGAUGGACGUUAUGAAAGCAAGCACCGACGAGUUCAUAAGUGAUCUGUUUUCCGUGAAAAGGGGACCUACGGGCACAAUAUCAUCGACACACAUGAACUACCGUCAGUCCACUCGUCAUCGGCCGGGCCAUCAGGUGACUAGCACUCAGUUAGCCAAGGUGAAGCUUAAGCAGACACCAAAGGGACAGGAGCUUGCUGCCCAGCUGGGCAAGAGCUUGAAGACCAAGUUUGGGACUGUGCACAAACCGUCCAAAACAAACAGACCAACACCGCCUGAUCAAACCCUGGUCGCAUUUUUCAGGAAAUCUCUGCUAGACCUACUUGCAAAGCUCGGAUCUGCGGAACCUUUCUUUGUCCGAUGUAUUAAGGCUAACAACACCCAUCGAGAGAAUGAGUUUGAUAGUCAAGUGGUGAACGACCAGCUGAAAUAUAACGGCUUAGCCGAAGUUGCCAAGAUACGGAAAAUGGGAUUCGCUGUCAGGAAACCGUUUCAAGAAUUUGUGACUAGGUACCGAUGCUUGUCUUCUUUCUUGAUCCCCUCUGGAGAACUGCGAGGUCAGGCUGAGCAAAUCCUGCUGCAGUCUCCGGCAAAAUAUCACAAGUGUUUCAGACUUGGAAAAACAAAGGUCUUCUUUACUCACGAAUUGGACACGCAUUUCGAAGUACUACUUCAUCUGCGACGGAAGAUUGCAUCAAAACAAGUAACAAAAGUCAUGAAACGAGUUGCACAAAUCAAGAAAGCGGAACGGCUCGAACGCGAGAGACAAGAGAUUGAACGUAAGCGUCUGGAACAGGAGCGCUUGGAGCAUGAACAGCAAGAGAAGGAAAAAAAGGAACGCGAGAGUCAAAACAGCGUUUACGAAAACCCAGAUGUCACACAAGAAGAACACUCAGACCAAGAAAAUACGGCUAGUUCCGAUGAGGAUAACACUGGAAAUGAUCCACUGAUAACUUUGGGUGGAACUGCAAAACCUAUAUUAGGUGGUACUUUUGACCGAACAAAGGAAAGCACUUAUACAGGAGGAAGCUUUAAAGACUAUAGAGGAACUAGGCGAGCUCCCUCCCCAACCCCUGGACCAUCGAGUUCCGAGAGCAGUUCUGUAUAUGACAAUGUUCCGCCGACAAACCCACCGACGCCACCAGUCCCAAGCCAUGACCACAAGAAACAGAUGAAAAAGCAAAUACCGUUUUGGGACGUAGCUCAGAUCAUAGCGCGAGAAAGAAGAAUCCGAGACGUCGAUGAAGACCGCGGUUUGCAGGUCAUUAAAGUUGUGGCGUACAUCGUUUUCAUUGCUGCCAUGCUCUGGUGUGCAGUGUCACAAAAACUGAGCCUCAUGACGCUCGUAUCGCACCAAUACAAUCGAGGUGAAAAUAUCACAGAAUCAGACUUACAUGAGAAUUUGGUAGAAGCUACAGCAAGACAUAUUCUUUUGGCGAUUGCCAUUUUGAUCCCGUAUUGCCUGAUGUUCCUGUCAAGUAUGUUCAAGUGGAUGUUCGGUUCUUUCCUUUUCCCAAACUGGGGGACUGUAUUUUUCUGCGUCUUCAUGGAAGUCAUGCACUCUAUCGGUCUAUGCAUAUUAGUGUUUAUAGUCUUGCCUGACAUGGACACUGUAAGAGGCAUUAUUCUGAUAAAUGGUGUCGCCAUUUUGCCCUCCUUGCUAUACCCGAUCUGUGCUUCGGAGGUGAAGCUACACGCAGAUCAUAGACGACGCGGUAUCACACUCAACAAGGCUGUAACUUUUUGUCUGAACAUUGUUGUUGCAAUUGUCCAAGUUGGGUUUAUACCUCUUGUUUUAGUAUCAGAUAAUUUUCUUGAAACCAGCUGGAUGGACCGUGGGCUAGCAAACAUUGUUUAUUUCAUCAUAGGAAUGAUUUUUGUGUCAUUUUCUUCGUGGGAAAAUUUCACCGAUGACAGAUUUUGUGGAAAAACAAACAAACAAAGCUUAAUAAAAGGAUGGCUCCUCGGAGUAAAAUUUGACCUUCAAGAAUCUCGACCUGUUUUGACAUUUUUUACCAGCGUGACGAAAAUCGGGGUAACGUGUCUAUUGGUAUAUCUCACAAAGUUAGGAAAGCCAUUUGGCGGAGACGACGAAAACUCUUUCACUCAUUCUAUUGCAAGCAUUUCCGCAGGUGAAGCUUUCGCAAAACUUGGAGACCUACCAAUCAAAGACAAUUCAGCAAUAUUAACGUUGACCCUUACGGCUUUCGUUGGAUAUUAUGUUGGCUACACAUCUUGUAAGUUGAAGUUACAACGGCUUGCCUUUAGCCUGCCUCUGCUCCUUUCAACACCGAUUGCGGUCUUGGUUGCACACUUUGACUGCAGACACAACUGGCUUGACCCAUUUACGAACGAAGACCGAAACCAAUGCCUUGAUGAUGGUGUUCUUGGUCUGAUCCUUCUCUACGUCACUGGAGCGAUCAUUUGGCUGUCAAUAUACUGGUUAUGCGCGCAUAUUUUCUAUCCUGAUAUUGAACGACUUGCAAAAACUGAGAGACUGUUUAUGAAUCCAUUCUACUGCGGGAUAUUGUUUGAACAGAACACGCUGUUGAAUAGAAGACGCCACAAUCGGAGAGUCAAAAAGGAAUUGAGAGGAGAUGACGAAUUUUUCAGUUUGUCCGAGUUCAACUUUAAGGUCAACGUUGAAGGAGAAGAAGAAGAAGACAAGGAAACUCCGAGCAAAUCAAGGGAGAACAUGGGAAAUACAAAUGUUGUUGGUGAUAUUGAAGAAGGCUUUUUGACUAAUAACGAAGAUAAUGAUGACGAAGAAACUGAUGUUAAUUCCGAUAGUUACCGCAACCCAAAAUUCCGAGAUGUGCCGAUGAUUUACGCAUGCGCAACAAUGUGGCACGAAACGAAAGUAGAAAUGAUCCAAUUGAUGAAAUCAAUCUUUAGGAUGGACAGAGAUCAAAAUCUUCGCAGGAUGGGAGAAAUACUGGCUAUGAAAGAAGACAAAGACUUUUAUGAAAUGGAAGCUCACAUUUUCUUUGACGAUUGUAUGGAACUUGACGAUGAUGGCGAAAUGAUACCAAAUCAGUUUGUGAAAAGUCUUCUUUCGAUCCUUGACGAAGCCGUUAGCGCAGUUUACUCGAAGUUUAUGAAGUGCAAGAAGCCUUUCCUCGUACCAACUCCAUACGGGGGACAGCUUGUUAUUUCAAUGCCCGGUGACAAUUUCCUUUUCAUCCAUCUUAAAGACAAGGCGAAAAUAAGACACAAGAAACGUUGGUCACAGGUCAUGUACAUGUACUACUUACUUGGUUUCCGUAUUGUGCGACACUGCCAAGAGUACGUGACUUCGGCUCUAGAAUCAGGGAAAAUCAACGAGCUAAUCAGCUGGGAGGACGGAGCGAAUGCAGCGGGAAAUAUCGGGAAAAGCCACAUUUUCCACGUAUUUGAUGAACAAACGAAUAAGAGGGCUAGCAAUACAUUUAUCCUUGCUUUGGACGGAGACGUUGAUUUUUCACCUGGGGCUGUGAAACUUCUUAUAGACAGGAUGAAAAAAAGCGAAAAGGUUGGAGCCGCUUGUGGUCGAAUUCAUCCUAUUGGGACAGGUCCUGUGGUUUGGUUUCAAAAGUUCGAGUACGCCAUUGCCCACUGGCUCCAAAAGGCUACGGAGCACGUUCUUGGAUGCGUCCUGUGCAGCCCUGGUUGUUUCUCACUCUUCAGAGGAUCUGCUUUAAUGGACGAUAACAUCAUGAAGAAGUACACAAUCAUUCCUACCGAGCCAGCGCAUCACUUGAUGUAUGACCAAGGUGAGGAUCGCUGGCUGUGUACGUUACUGUUGCAGCAAGGGUAUCGAGUAGACUACGCCGCUGGAGCUGAUGCUUUUACUUACGCACCCGAAGGAUUUGGAGAGUUCUUUAACCAACGUCGAAGGUGGAUGCCAUCGACGGUCUUUAACAUAAUCGAUCUGUUGGCAGAUUACCAAAAUACAGUAUACAUCAAUUCCAACAUCAGUAUGCUCUACAUUUUCUACCAGGCUUCGCUAUUGGUCUCUACAAUCAUCGGACCAGCGACAAUACUGAUGAUGAUCGCGGGAGCCAACCUGAUUGUAUUCGGAACAAAUUUGAUUUGGUCAUACGUAAUUGCUAUGAUUCCCGCAAUUUUCUACAGUAUAAUAUGUUUUUAUGUGAAGACAAAAGUGCAGAUACAACUUGCUGAGAUAUUAACAGGAAUAUAUGCUUUUAUCAUGAUGAUUGUUCUAGUUGGAACUAUAGUGACUGCAGCCAAAGAAUCACCGUUCCAUCCGAGUGUUCUAUUCAUCUCGUUUCUUGUGUUUGCUUUUAUGUUCUCGGCAAUGCUGCAUCCCAAAGAAUGGACAUGCGUAAUUUACGGAGCUAUGUAUUUCAUCCUGAUACCGACUGGAUUUCUUUUGCUUAUAAUCUACUCAAUGGCAAAUCUCCAUGUGAUAUCAUGGGGAACAAGAGAAGUUCCUAAAAAGAAAACGAAGGAGGAGAUUGAAAAAGAAAAGAAAGACGCAGAUGAAAAGAAAAAGAAAAAGAAGGAGCGAGGCUUUUUCGGAAGAUUCAUGCCAUCUUUACCCAUGAAAGAAUUCAAAGAGAUGAUAACAAAACUAACAGAAACAAAGAGAGACGAACCUAUGAAGGACAAUAGUGAAACUGUUCGUCUUCUAAAAGAAAUGAAUGAAUGUAUGCAUAAGCUUGUAGGUGAAAAAACACAUGGUGAAGAUGCUAAAGCCCCGGAGGAAACCAUACCAAAAACAAUUGAUGAAGAGCCUGAAAAAGAACCACCUUCUUUUCGUAAGACUUCACAAGAGCCAAAAGGUAUUCUUAAGAAGUCUGGAAAACACAAUGAAAAACGUCUGUCUGUUUCAGUGUCAGAUAGAGAUGAUGAAAUUAUCGGAGAACAAGAUAAACCUACAGAAAAUAAAAAGCGCAACGAUUUGGAAAAUCCUAAGUGGGCGGAAAUUGACGAACUAUCUCAUGGCAAGAAAAUCAAAAUGGUUGAUGAAGAGCUCCAUUUCUGGGAAAAUUUUAUAGCAAGGUACUUGAAGCCGCUGGAGUUGAGCGAAGAAAAAAAGAAGAACGACCUCAAUGGUCUUUUGGAACUCCGAACAAACAUAUGCAUUGGGAUGGUUAUUAUAAAUCUGCUAUGGAUUGCCAUCAAUUUUAUGUUUCAGUUUACUAGUCCAGCAAAUAUCAAGCUUACCCAAAGUACUGCAUCGGCUUCAGGCGAAGAUAUUGAGGAGGAGCAGGUUUUGGAGGAAUCCGACUCCUCAAGCUCAAAUCCAAUAGCGAAUCUGGAAGUUGACGCUCUGGGUCUAAUGUUCGUCUUCUUCUAUAUGGUCAUACUGUUGAUUCAGUUCGCCGGAAUGAUUAUGCACAGAUGGGGAACCUUCUUGCACCUCGUUUCUGUGACAACGUUGAGGAAUCCAUUCGACAUGGAGAAGUUGAGAAAGAAAAGAGAUGAAAGAGAUGCAGAAUUGAUGGAGAAAAGGGACAGACAUUUAAGCAACAAGGAAGCAAUUAGGGUCUGUGAAGAUAUUUUAUUAGAGCCCUUACCUGACUACAGUGACAGCGAUAGCGACGAUGAAAGUUUUACUCAUAACGAUGAAGAACAGUUGAAAGCUCUUCAAAAGACCGGUACAAGACUUGGUGUCACUGUAAAGGGAAAUCAGAUCGGUGCAUCAACAAGAUGUUUCGACAGAAAUACAAUGGGGCAGUCUGCAAGAAUCCAAAACCUUAGAAUUUCAAAGAGUGCGAAUAUAAUCGCGAACACUCUUAAAGCGACCAACAAUAGAAUAGUUUCACCGGAGGGUGAACAAAUGCGUUUUGAGGCUCAAAAUUUAUACCGAAAACAGAAAGAUAAAUAUGUAGACAGACCAUUACCGCAAGUCCGUAAGAAGCGUUACAAUCUUGGACCAGGAAGAAGGGCAAUGUCUUCCCAAUGGGAUCGGUACCUUUCGAGGCAAACGGCAAGAGAAGGAUCCAAUAAUCUGAUAGAUGAGGAUGAUGCUCCUGAUGAGGAAAUAUACGACGUUAUUUCCAAACAAGGAACAGUCGGUCGCCAGCUGGGUAGGAAGCUGAAAUUGUAUUCGCGCACCGACCAAGUAAGGAAGAAAGGUGUGCACUUCUCUAGCUCCACAACCGAUCCCAGACCAAGACCAAGAUCGAUGGUCCCUAGUUAUCCAAACGGACCAACCAGAAAUGGGUAUAACAACGUCCGGCUUUAAAGGACAUGUUCUAAUCGGUGAUGCACACGCAACAUGACAAGGACUUAGACAUUCUAUAGAGAAACACUCGUCUAUAUCGUGUUUCUACUGCAAUAUAUCUAUUGCAAUUUUUUGAGACCUGUCCUUCCUGGAUCAAGUUUUUUCCGUUGACAAUAACUUAUAUUUUGUGUUAGGAGGAGAGAAUAGAACAAUGUGUAUUUUGUUUAAACAGUCGUAUGCAUACAUGACAAUCGGUCACAGACAAGUGUUUACAAAUAGAAAUUUAAGAGUACGAAUGCCUGAAAUAAAUUGAAAUGAUAUUUUAGCAGUGUAUGGCAAAACUAUGGGUUUACUAUAUUUUUAUUAAACGUCUUAAGUAUUCAUAUACAUUUAUGAAAUGAUGAAUGUGAUGGUGUUAAUACACAUGUGUGUGAAACAAACUCUUAUUCGAUAGGUCAUUCAUAAACAGUAACAAAUAAACAUAGUGAAGUGCCAUUAUAUUUUCGGGAAUCGAUGCUGUAUAUCCAAUGAUGGUUACAGGUGAAACACUUCCGGUAUAUCUAUAUAUGAGAGACACCUAGACUGGUAUUUCAAAAUUGGUCUUAAUUGGAUCUAAGAACGAUGCAGCUAAUCGGAUUACUUGUUAUUAAUAACUGACCAAUAUGGUGAAUGAAGUCAAUCAUGAAUGACCUUAAAAUCAUCUGAAGUUGUAUGUUGAAAACAACCCAUGCCUAGCUGCAAUGUACAAAGACUCUUAAGAUAUCCGAAACACAAAUAUGUGACUUCUGAUUGACUGGUGACCCCAUAUAAGUUGGCAUUAUUCCAAAGAGCUUUAUUUGCAAAAAUAAUUGUUACAAUUAGUUAGAAAUUAAAAAAAUAAAUAUUAUAACAAACAAAUUUGUUCGUCCUUGAAAAAAAGAGCAAAUAGUGCAUUUCACAUCCGAGUUAACUUCAAAUAAAGUCCAAAAAUAGUAGCUGCAAUACUUGUGUAAAUAAUGCAGUUUAGGUAAUUUAUUUAACAUGUUCGUCAUCAGCAACUACUAUCCUUUCAGUAAGUUAUCAAAAUUAUAUGAGGUCAACUGGCAUCACCAACAUGGUUAAUAGAGCUGCAGAAAACAAGUUUAUUUGUGGAUAUUCGGAUAUCUUAAUCGGGAGUAUCUAGUUUUUGUUUUUGUAGAGCUGCAGCAAUUCAAUCGACCAGUCGCCAUUUGUCUAUCCAUCUGUUGACCAAUGAUAGGACUAUUUUUCGUAAAUAAAUAAAAGCACGUGGUUGAAUGAUCCAAUAAUUAACCGGAAAACCUCCGCGAGUGAUCCGGACAAAUUGCAAUAACUGUUAUGGCGACUGGUCAAUCGACACAGAUCCUUUGGCCAUGAUUCCUUGUAAUAGAAGGUAUCAUUUUCAUGUUUGUUAUUUUAUAUGUGUUAUAUUGUUUUUACAGAGAACUACCUGUGAUAAGCUUUAAAGUUAGAGUGUAUUUUUUCAAAGUGUAGUAUUUGCUUUCAUCGGAUGCAAGCAUUGUAUGUUAUUGUUAUAGGUUAUAGGCAUGCAUUCACCAAAAUAGAAAGGCCUGGAGUGUCGCAGACACUCAGUUCAUUAAUUUGGUUAAUGUAUACUUAUAGCCGUUCAAGCAGCUUUGUGUUUGAGAAUAUAGUCUGUCUACUGACCUAGCCUAUGUUUCAAUAUAUCGAUUAACUUGAUUAAAAUCAAUACCGGCUAACUGUUGAUUUACUAAAAAUAACUGUUGUUUUUUAUUGAUUUUGUUUUUUGCUAUAUUUCAUUGAUGCAUGACAAUGUAGAUAGUUGAGCCAAGUAUAUUCAGUUAUAUAUGACGAAUAGGAUUGUUAAAAAUCAAUCAAAAAUGAUUAAUUUUCGCUCUUGAAUUUACUUACUAUUAUAGUAUGUGUCUCUUUACGAAGUCGAUUUCACUUAUGUCAUAAUAUGUCAUUUGUUUUUAAAUUAAGCAUUGGCUUUUUUUUAAUGGUGUCUUGUGUUAUUUUUCUUAAAGAAAACUUGUUGUUAUUGUUAUCCUUGUAUGCAGAUUUAUAAUAUAUUUAUAUAUUUGCCUCUAUACCUCGACCAGUGGGAACACCUCAGCUAUUUUCCAUCGAAAACAACCUCGGAUUUAUAUAGGAGAUUGUCCAUGUCAGAAUUAUUAACAUUUAACUACUCUGCAAAUAGAUCGCGUAGUUUUUUCCCUUAAAAUCUUUACUAUUUAUUUAAAAAUACAUUACACUGGGGAAAUUUUAACUUAGUAAUACAAAUUACACAUUAAAACACUACAAUCAAUUGAUAUUAGUAUCAUUAAUAUUACAAACGAAUUUAACUGAUGUAGCAGCAUGCACCCGAAGUUGUUUUUUGAUGGAAAAUGGCCGAAGGGCUUCGAUUGUACCUCGACAUUAUUGGUCCGGUACCUGAAUGUUAGGCCUUCAGACAUCCACUUUCUUUACUGUUUUAAUUGAUUUUGUAUUUCGUUUUAGAGUGCCAAAGAAAUGUGUUAACAAGCAUGGCCAUUCGAUGCACUGCUCCUUUUGACGUCACAAAUGUGACGUCACGCCAAAAUAACGUUUUUGAAAUGAUAAGUAAAAUUUAUGGUUUACUAUAACAAUGACUUUGAAUUUUGUUUUAAAUUGUUAUGGAACCCUUGUCAAACAUUUAUAUCGAAAGAGUCAUUAUUUUAAUAGAUCUAAAUAUAUGUUGGGGGGGGGUCUAAAUAAUUAAGGACGCAAACAUUGCUUGCUAGUGGAAAGUGUGUUAAGAAGUUGUUAUUAAUCGUGAAGGAAAUGAUGCGGCAAUAUUCCUUAAAAUGGGAGAAGUUCGAAAAUAAUUAUAGCACAUCGAAAAUUAUGUCCGAAGGCCUAAAUUGGGUGUCGGUAAUGAACUUUAUAGAAAUGUUUAUAAUAUUCUUAUGGUCUGACAAAGUAUGCUAUACAGUUCAAGUAUGUUAUACAGUUCAAAUGAACGCUUUAUUGAAGAGUAACAGCUGUUGCCUUGGUAAUUCGUCUUAUUAUCCUAGUAUUUGUGAUUGUAAUACCCAUUAAUCCGAAGUAAAUAUUCAUGACGACGUAAUUGACGUUUUUUUUUUUUUUCACGUAUUGUUUUUGAUUAUACUUGUACUAAAUAGUAUUAACAGUAUGGAAUACCCAAAUUCAAAGGAUACAAUUAAAAAUACCUGUAAGCUUGUGCAAGCAGCUGUUCUUAACGUAGUUUCGCUACAUAGACAAUGGUUUAAGACAAAGCUUCUAUGUUUGUUUUGGUAAUUCUAAUGUUUUUAUGAAUGCACGUGUGUUUCAGCUUAGAACCCACGUAUAGACUUAUAUGAUGUGAUGUUGCACAUUACGUCAUGUAUAACGUGCACGUGUAUUGUUACAUAUUUAAAUACACUAAUACUCAUGUCCAUGUUUUUUGAAGUGUUUUGUAACUAAGAUCUUUAUUUGUACUCUCGGAAUUUUCCAAUAAAAUUCACUCAUAUCGCAUG